Molecule: messenger RNA, 4119 nt
Organism: Guillardia theta CCMP2712
Lineage: Eukaryota; Cryptophyceae; Pyrenomonadales; Geminigeraceae
Exons: 33
Coding region: 1-4119 (1372 amino acids)
Biological process (GO): DNA topological change; sister chromatid segregation; resolution of meiotic recombination intermediates
Cellular component (GO): nucleus
Molecular function (GO): DNA binding; 2 iron, 2 sulfur cluster binding; ATP binding
Source: RefSeq, a predicted model, not a curated record
AUGGCAGCGGCGCUCGCGUCAGCGUCAGGAACACUCGCUUUCGCCCCAGCCUUGCCGUCUGCAACCGUCUCAAGAAAUGCGCAGACAAGCGCUUGCAGCCUGAAGAUGGGUUUGUUCGACGGGUUGUUCGGUGGAGGAAACAAGAACGAACCUCCCCCAUCCCAGGCUGCUGUGCCUUCGGAGAGGCUCGCGCCGAUCAAGGGGAAGACCAUCGUUACUUUCAUGCCUAGCAACCAGCAGGUCUACGCUCGUCCAGGCGAGCGCCUUGGAGAUGUCGCGCAGAGAGCUGGCAUCAACGUUCCGUAUGGCUGCCGUGAGGGCGUCUGCGGCACUUGCGAGGCAAAGAUGCGUCAGCCCACCGGACAGAUCAACGAAGUUCGCGUCUGCAGAGAUAUCGUGCCCAAGACGAACUUGGACUCUCCUGAUCGGGAGAAGAUGUGGGGAGAUCUCCGUGGAGGAAAGAAGUCAGUCAGUGAACUCCGUGGAACUCCGGAGGAGAUUACCGUCACCUUGCAGAAUCCAAAUCUUGCUUUGAAAAGGCAGCAGUCCUGGGAGCAGAUCAAGGAUCAGGCAAAGCAGAAGACCAAGGAUUGGCUUGAUCCUAACUACCAGGCUCCAAGCAAGCGCAACGAAAACGCGGUCACCAUGGCAUUCAUGCGUGCAUGGUCGCAAUCGAGCUGCUUCAAGAUUUCAAUGAGAUCCUUCAAAACUCCUCUGUACGGCUGGUUGGAACGCAACCAUGGCAUUGACAAAGAUUUGAGUGGAAGUUCGGAGCAGGCCUCGAAAGCUCGCGAUGAUCCUGAACAAUCGCAGUAUCAGAAAAAAACGCAGCUUGAGCAUGUUCUCCUCAGGCCUGACGUGUACGUCGGGUCCAUGGAGCAAGUUACGAAGCAGAUGUUGGUGUAUGAUGUCAAAUCGAGCUCGGUGCGACUCCGAUCCAUCUCUUACAUCCCUGGCUUGUUGAAAAUCUUCGACGAGAUCCUGGUCAAUGCGGCGGAUAACAAGCAAAGGGACGUAGCGACCAAGCAGAUCAAAGUCAAGUUUGACAAGAAGAAUGCAACCGUGCAAGUCUACAACGACGGAAAAGGGAUUCCUGUGUGCCGGCAUGCAAAGUAUGAUGACGUGUAUAUCCCCGAGCUGGUGAUGGGAAACUUGCUGGCAGGAUCAAACUUUGACGAUACCAAGACUCGCCUUGCAGGGGGCAGACACGGCUACGGGGCUAAGCUCACCAAUAUCUUCAGCUCCGUCUUCACUAUCGAGACUGUCGAUUCUUCUCGGGCUCUCCUGUACAGACAGACUUGGCGAAACAACAUGACAACCUGCGAACCUCCGACAAUAGAAAAGUUGACAGGAAAGGCGGAGGAUUAUACCAAAGUGACUUUCACGAUUGAUCUGAAAAGAUUCGGGAAGAAGUCUUUGGACGAUGACACGAUAGCUUUGUGGGCAAGAAGGGUGGUGGAUGUUGCUGGCUGCAACAAUGGCUUGAAGUGCUGGAUCAACGGCACCUUGGUCAAGGUUCGAAGUUUCCAAGACCUCAUGCUCCUUUACCGCUCUGCGCUCACGCAGGAGAAAGGAGCAGAAGGCGCAAAGGCAGUAGAGGUGAUUGAGGAUAAUUCGGGGAGGUGGAAGGUCGCAGUCGGGAGUGCGGUCAAUAACUCGUCCAGCGAGCUUUCGAUGAGCUUUGUGAACAGCGUGUGGACUUCAAGAGGCGGUACCCACCUGAAGCACGUACAGGAUCUCUUCAUAAAAUAUGUCGCAACGGUCCUCAACAAUAAGUACAAGGACCUUGACGUCAACGAAAGGACGAUCAGGAACAACAUGUGGAUCGGUGUUGCCGCUCUUAUUGAGAACCCCUCGUUCGACACGCAAGGCAAGGAGCUGCUCGUCACCCCCACAGAGAAGUUUGGAUCGGAGUUCAAAGUCUCCAGGAAAAAGAUGGAGGAAGUCGUUCAAAAGACGGAGAUCGUUGAAAGAAUCGUGUUGGAAGGAAAGCUAGUGAAGGACUUGGACAAGAGCUCAAAGACGAUGGGAGCUUGGUCGCAAAAGCGCCUCCUUCUACCGAAGCUCGAAGAUGCAAACUGGGCAGGGACAGCCAAGUCAAGGGAAUGCACUCUCAUUCUGACUGAGGGAGACAGCGCAAAGGUUGUGGAUAUGGUCAGCGGGCUUUCGGUGUUGGGCAGAGACAGAUACGGUGUGUUUCCUCUCAAAGGAAAGCUGAUCAACGUUCGUGAAGCAACUAACUUACAAGUGAAGAACAACACUGAGCUUGCAGCUAUCAAGGCUAUCCUCGGACUUCAGAACUCGGCGACUUACGACUUGGACAAGAAGGAGAGCUCUGCGUUUCCGCUCAGAUACGGCAAAGUCAUGUUAAUGACGGACCAAGACCAUGACGGGUCUCACAUCAAGGGGUUGUUCAUCAACAUGAUACAUGCGUACUGGCCUGAGCUGCUGAGAUCCAACCAGUUCUUGUUCGAGUUCGUGACUCCGAUCGUCAAGGUUUACACGGGAAGCCAAGAUUUGAGAAAGACCAACAAAGCUUACAAGACCUUCUUCACUCAGAUUGAAUUCAAGCAGUGGUGGGACUCGUUGCAGGACAAAGAUAGGAAUAAGUUUCACAUUAAGUACUACAAAGGUUUGGGAACAAACACGGCGCAAGAAGGGAAGGAAUAUUUCAGCAACCUGGAAUCACAUCGAUUGAGCUUUGUGUACGAUGGAAAGCAAGACGACAACUCAAUCACCUUGGCGUUCUCCAAGGAUGCGGACGAGAGGAAGAAAUGGAUUCAAGAUCAUGCAGACAGCGUUGUUAAGGACUUCAUCGACCACAGCAAAGACAAACUCUCAUUCACAGAUUUUGUAUACAAAGAACUUGUCCAGUACAGCUACGCCAGCUUGCAACGGGCCAUUCCUUCGCUCAUCGACGGAUGCAAACCCUCUCAACGCAAGAUCUUGUACGCUUGCUUCAAGCGCAAGUUGAACAAGGAGAUCAAGUCUGAGGAUGGAUUGGAGAUUGAGCCGAGAUAUUACAUCCCGAUCAUCCCGAUGACGCUGGUCAACGGAGCUCAGGGGAUCGGGACGGGGUGGUCCACCUCAAUUCCCUCCUACAACCCGUUCGAGAUCAUCACCAUCCUGCGCUCGAUGAUCCGCGAGUCGAAGGGGGGCGGGGGAGGGCAGGAGAGCUUGAGGAAGAGCAGGGAACUAGUACCAUGGUACGCCGGGUUCAAGGGGACAAUCCAGAAGCACAAAGACGGGGAGAGGUUCACCUGCUCCGGCUGUUUUGAGGUGGAGGACACGAAUCCGCUGCGGAUCCGGGUGACGGAGCUCCCCAUCGGGAUGUGGACGGAAGACUUCCAGGACCACCUCAACCGGCUCUCGGACAAGACGGAGGACAGAGCUGCGAUGAUCUCCUCCUACACCACCAACAACUCGGAGGCAGUCAUCGACACGACGAUCACGUUCACGGAGGAUGCAGAGAAGAAGCUGAUGGAGAGUGGGAAGCUGAACAAGCAGGAGCUGAUGAAGGUGCUCAAAUUGAUCAAUCCCAUCAGCCUCGGCAACAUGGUCCUGUUCGCUGCUGACGGCAAGAUCAAGCAAUACUACAACCCUCUUGAUAUCCUCGCCGAUUACUUUCCCGAGAGGAUGAGGCUGUAUGAACGCAGGAAGCAGAUGCAGGAAGCUCGUCUUGCUGCUCAGGCCAUGCGCUUUACCAAUCAGUAUCGCUUUCUCGGAGCGGUGGCCAGCGGGGAAUUCAAGUUCGAGGGCAAGUCGAAGGAUGAGCUUGAAAAGGAGCUGAAGGAAAAAGGGUUCAACACACAGGAAGAAAUUGAGAAGGUCUUCACUGAGAAGAAGCAUGUUGCAGCGCCCAAGUCAGAAGGAGCCUCGCUCGAGUAUGUGGCGGAGGAGGAAGAGGAAGAGGAGUUAAAGGAGAGCAACAAUGGGUUCGCAUAUCUGCUGCAGAUGCCAAUGUGGAGCGCAACGAGAGAGCGGAGGGAGAAGCUGAAGAAGCAGGUGGAUCAGGUAGAAGGCGAGCUCAAGCGUUUGAAGGGGAUCUCGCCGGAGGACAUCUGGCUUGCUGAACUCGAUGCCCUCGAAACGAAACUUGGGACUGUGAUUGAAUCAUAA